AUGAGGUCCUAUCUCCUCGUCCUCUCCCUUGUCGCCCUCUCCUCAGCACAGACUUUCAAACGUCUCGGCACCUGUCCGACCCUCGGUUGUGUCUUUCCUCCAGACCAGACCGACUUUCAACCCGGUCAGCUCUUCGACAUCCGUGUAGAGGUCCACGCGCCUGUGAACGGUUCAGAAGCCUUUGCAAACGGGGUCCCAGACGAAAACUUUUCUCUUCAAAUCCAACAUGGUACCGAAGAUCCUGUUGACGUGACUCAGUUCUUCAAUCAAUCAGACCCGCCUUUAGAAAAGUGGAAUUUCACCUACUACGAAGACCUAUUCGCCAGAGACAACAAGGCCCCCACCACCGUCAAUGUUGCUUCCAAAGCCUAUCGUGCUCUCUCUCUCAAAAAACCCGGUCCAUACAAAGCCAUACUCACUUACUACGACACCGUGCAAACCGUAGCCAACUGGGUGGUCCGUGAUCCUCCAAAGAAGAAGAAAGUCAAGAAUGUCAUUUUGUUCAUUGGGGAUGGCAUGACCCAAGCUAUGAUCACUGCCGCCCGUCUUCUUGCACAUAAAUCUAUUAACGGAAAGUACCAAUCGCUCAUGCAGCUGGACCAAAUGGAGGCGUUGGGUCAUCAAAUGACCCACUCGAUCGACUCGUUCAUCACUGAUUCCGCCAACUCUGCGACUGCCCUCUAUACCGGGAAGAAGAGCACUGUCAACGCGUUGAAUGUUUUUGUUGAUUCCUCAUCUGACUCCACCGAUGACCCCAAAUUCGAAACCAUCGCCGAACUCUUCCGUCGCGAAACUGGCGGUCCCGUCGGUAUUGUGUCCACAGCCUUUAUCGCUGACGCUACCCCAGCCGCUCUAUGCGCACACAACCGUAACCGUAACGAUUACCCCAAUGUUGUUUAUGAAUACCUCCACGGCGCAAGCACCCUCCCUAAUGACACCUUACCCUGGCCGACACAUUGUGCGCCAGACGUCAUCUUUGGUGGAGGUGCAGAACAGUUCAUAAAGGGAUCGGGAAGCCCAGAGGGUCUGGACUUCUAUGAGGAGUUCCGAAAGGACGAUUAUAGCGUCGUCUUCGAUAAGGACCAACUGGCGAAUGCGGGGAAUGACAGCAAGGUCUUGGGGAUAUUCUCGAUCAGCAACAUGGCGAAGUGGCUAGACCGGAACGUCUUUCCGAACAACCUUAAAAGCCUGAAGAACCAUCCCUCAGGAGACGGUACUGAUGCGACGAAUCAACCUGGGUUGAAGCAAAUGACGCUCAAGGCCAUCGAUAUCCUUGCAGCUCGCACAAAGAAAACUCAGAAGCCUGGUUUUUUUUUGAUGUCAGAGGCAGCAUCUAUCGACAAGAUGAUGCAUGUACUUGAUUAUCAGAGGGCACUUGGGGAACUGUUAGAGUUGGACGACACUGUCAAGGCUACUUUGGAACACCUGGAAAAAAUUGGCGAGCGCGACAACACGCUCGUCAUUGUUACCGCCGAUCAUGGACACGGAUUUGACGUCUUUGGAGGUUCGGAUGCAAAGUAUCUCGCUGCGCAGAAGACGGACAGGAAGAAGAGGGAUGCUGUUGGCGUCUACGUCAACUCUGGUCUGAGCGGGUACACCGUUGACCCCGAUUCACUACCUACGAACAAUACCGUUCUUGUGGGCCCCCACGGCCCAGGAUUCCCUGUCAAUUGGGAACCUAGGUAUGGGAUUGCAGCCGGUAUGGGUGCGAAUCCUGACCAUCGCGAAGCCUACUCACUGAAUGAACCUGGCCCACGUCUCCCUGCCACGGCCUCUGAUUCAGACCCCGACGAUUUUGUUGUCAACCCCAAGGACCAACCAGAUGGGUUUGUUGUGAACGGUACACUUCCGGUAGACGAAGAUCAAGGUGUACAUUCGCUGACCGACGUAUCGGUUUUCGCAUGGGGACCUGGGCAUGAAGUAUUCCGGGGGGCGUAUAGUAAUGUGGAAAUCUUUUUCAAGAUUGCAGACUCGCUUGGGUUGGGUAUGGAGGAAGAUGGUGAGGAUUGUGAUUGA
Marasmius oreades (fairy-ring Marasmius) is the source of this 2016-nucleotide messenger RNA. RefSeq lists its product as uncharacterized. Gene Ontology annotation, molecular function: alkaline phosphatase activity. NCBI's taxonomy places the organism in Eukaryota, Fungi, Basidiomycota, Agaricomycetes, Agaricales, Marasmiaceae. The record is from RefSeq and is a predicted model, not a curated record. The coding region runs from base 1 to 2016 and encodes 671 amino acids. Gene Ontology annotation, biological process: dephosphorylation. The transcript has 7 exons.